Mytilus californianus (California mussel) is the source of this 521-nucleotide messenger RNA. RefSeq lists its product as uncharacterized. The record is from RefSeq and is a predicted model, not a curated record. The coding region runs from base 96 to 464 and encodes 122 amino acids. Lineage: Eukaryota; Metazoa; Mollusca; Bivalvia; Mytilida; Mytilidae. The transcript is spliced from 4 exons.
AAAAUGGAACACUGUAAUGUUCAAGAGAAUUAAAUACUAAACAUAAUUAUAUCGAUAUCAUUAUAGUUGAUAUUUAUUUAAAAUCCAGGUGACUCAUGUGUGUGAUGCAAAAUUCACUGCAUUCAACAGCAGGCACAAAACAUAUUGACAAUAUGCAGUUUUUCUUAUUUCUUGCAAUUAUUAUUUCAUUGAGUGUGGUUUCACACUCGUCUUUACACGAUGGAAUGAGGGACGAAGGAAGAUCUUUAUCGAGUCUGACGUAUCAAGAUUGCAAGGAUAUGUCAAGAACUCCUGAAUUUCAAGACAACUACAGUACAUGGGAAGAACAGGUGUGUUUAUUUUGGUUGUAUGGGUUUGGAAAAGAGGAAGCAGAACAAUAUGCAACUUUAUCUAUUGAAGAUGGCGAUCUGGAUAGAAAUGGUGUAAUUGACGGGGAAGAAUUUUUUGGAAGACCAAACCCAUGAAAGACACAUAAUGUUACAGUUUGUUUGUACCUUACGAAAAUAAAAUUAAUCUUUUGA